Messenger RNA from Penicillium paradoxum, 1098 nucleotides. Its product is annotated as INSIG family protein. The record is from RefSeq and is a predicted model, not a curated record. Gene Ontology annotation, cellular component: endoplasmic reticulum. Gene Ontology annotation, biological process: sterol biosynthetic process. The transcript is spliced from 2 exons. Lineage: Eukaryota; Fungi; Ascomycota; Eurotiomycetes; Eurotiales; Aspergillaceae. Bases 1 to 1098 code for a protein of 365 amino acids.
AUGACCGAACAACCUCGCAUUCUGCGUCCGCGCCCGAGACGAGUAUUCGAUGUGACUCCAGCAUCUACUGAGUCUUCCGGACCCCCAACACCGGCCGAAUCGACGGGCACCGACUACCUGAACCCGCAAGCCGUGGACACAACCUCGAACUCAACGAGCGUGAGUCGCACGGGCUCCGUGAUGAACCUGACCUCCUCGACGCUGUACGGCAUCUACUCGCCCACGGCAUUCGAUGGUAUUCGCGACGAGCCCACCUCCUGGGGCACAGAAGCCACCAGCCCGGAGGCAGAGUUUCCGCCCGAACCGUCGCAGCGCGCAGCAGAGAGAUCGGCCAUCGAGCCACGGCGGAUGGCGCUGCGCCGGACUCGGUCUCGUUUGAGUCAAGGACUGUUCCGUGGUGUGAUCUUGCCGCAGGCCUUGAGCAGUUUGCUGCUCUUUGGCUUCGGUGUGGCUUACGGUGUCAUUACCCUUCAUCUUCAUGAGAACCAUUGGAUUACACCUGUCAAACUGGAGAAUAUCCAUUACUACGAUUCAUGGCAGUACCUGGGCUUCUGGGGACUGGCUGGUAUUGCACUGGGCAAUCUGCUUCCUUGGCUGGACAGCCGGGGCGACGACGAGCUCGAGCAGGCCGAGACAAGCUCUAACGAGGAGGAGAAUGAGGAUCGCACCCCGUCUUGGGUUGCUGUCGCUCGCAGUGUUGGAGCCUUUGUCGGAAUUGCCUUUGCGAUGCGGAGACUCCCAUGGGAAUCUACUACACAGGCAUCAGUCACCCUUGCCCUCGCGAACCCCGUUCUCUGGUAUUUGAUCGAUCGCACCACAACUGGCUUCUACCUCUCGACAACCACUGGCUUGGGCGGCAUGGCAAUCGUUCUCGGCCUCAAGCCAGAGCUUGUGCCUGUCUCGACCAGCCCGACCGUCGGCGCCGGUCUCCUUAAUGGAACAGGAUUAGAGAAUGUGCUGGGAGCAGGCAUCUCACUGGAGAGUUUCGCAGUCCGGACUUGGAUCGCCAGUGUCAUUUUCUGUGCUUGCGUGUGCUUUGGAAAUAUUGGCCGCCAGCUUUCCAUCGGAGCCGGGAUCAGACAUAUCAUGAAGCUAUGA